UGCUUGCACUAAUAUUUUUGCAGAUGCACUGGAUGAAGUCUUUGACAGUUUAGAACCAGCCUUUGAACGCGUUUCAGAACCUUUAUUGGAUACACUGUCCUCAGGCCCAAUAUCAGUUGGAUUAUCAGGUGGUUUAAUUGGAAGUUCAUAUGAAUGGCCUGUGUUUGAUAACCAACCUUUGACGUCAUCAAUAAAGCUUGAAAAACACUUUUCCUUUUGUUCAAAAUAUUUAUCUUGUUUCUCCUUCUCGUCCUGAGGUAUGUCCAGUGACACAAAUGACAAAUGAUGUUGUUUUGCCUCAUCAACACAUAUUAUUAUUUGAUCCAAAAGAGACUUGACUGCAUCAAUAUUGUCUGCAGAAUGCAUCAACUUAUCCAUCUGAUUCAUGUACGAUUUGGCUCGUCUGCAUUGCACCGAUCUCUUUUCCUGACACGUUUGCAUAAAAAACAUCAUUCCUUUAGCAGUAAAACUUGCGCGUCUUCUUGUAGGAAGCGCCGUGUCGCUUGUGGCUUUAGAUGCAACGUCAGACAUUUUACCCUUUGUUGAUGUUGGUCAUGUACACACACAGUUGCUUGCAAAGAGUGUGUAAAGCACAUACCUUGUGGAACUUCAUUUGUUGCGGUGGUUGCCUUUGUGCACGGAAUUGAAUGAACGCAGUAGCUGUUGUUGCGCGCGGCUGUGCGCAUCACCUGUGAAGGCUUUGGGCCUUUGCGAAUUCAAAUCGCAGCAAAUAAUACCCUCCACUCCGUAGUGCAGCUCCAGCGCUCCAGUAGCUUCACCGUUAUCCAGUACGGUGUCCAGGGAAAUUUUACACUGUCGGAUGGGUCGUAUUAUUCGAUGUUUGCACUGCAUCCAGCCCCCUGGCUCCGUCACUCCUAGGCCCUUUCCUUUGUCUCCCACAUCCAGGUGAAUAAUCCACUUUCGAAACGGCAAUCAGCAAACGACAAGUCCAGUAUCCACGCAAACCCACAAUAUAUCCAGGGCAGGUUUUUUACUUAAUGUAGUGGCUAUUUGUCCAUAAACUUAAACAAAAACAAAUAAUAACAAACUUCUCAAAUGGCCACUUGAGGCUACGUCAUGGUUAGGCUUUACGCAGGUUCAGAGGUACCAAAGCAAGAUAAUGUCCAUAACAAGACUGAGUUUGAGGAGGUUUAUUCACACACAUAAGCAAGCUUACAGACAUUUCUGCUGCCUCUCUCACGCUGGUAAAAAACCAUAUGCCCUCGUGCCUGCGGCACCUCUCACCUUGACCUACUUAUGCAAAUGAACAUAACACCAUGUGACCAACAAACGACAAUGCAAGUAAAGCAUAACUACAAAAUAAACCAAAUUAACUUUAACAAAUAAAUUGGGCUAUAAAUUAACUCAAACCCAAAAUAAACAAAAAUAAGAAUAUAGCUCCAACACUUAUGUUGGUACAACCAGGCUAUACGUUAUGGUAGGCUACUGAAUGAUAACACAAGUUGAUGUUCUGGACCUUUUGCUUUGUGAAAUUUUCUCUAACUGGACCUCUUUGAACUUUAAUUAAAUAGCCCUGCUGUACUGUCUCCAGACACCUCAAUCAACAAGGGUCUUAUGUUGAUGAUACUACUAGACCAUUGUUCAUUGAGGUGAUUUUGGAGACACUAAAGCUUCUAACAGUAAAGUUAUUGAAUAUUAAAUUCCCCAAAUCUACAUUUCUAUGAAGUAGUGUUGUAUCACCAGCAGGAUACCGCUGAUGUGUGGGGUGAUUUUGUAGACAUGACAACUUAUCAGUGUAGAUAUUGAAUCGGGGACUUUAUAUCCAAAUGUACCAAACUGAUUCACAGGGAUCUCUCCAAACUGCUGAUUAGUCCAAAGUGAGGACUAUGGGAGUGAUCGACUGUAUCGAUGCCUAUAGGGAGACAGGCUGAGGUGUUGGAACACAGAGUGGAGACACUGUUAGCUGCACCAUCCAGUACAUGUAAAAUACAACACACCAGCUGAGCUGUAACAACAAGAACACCUGAACUGAAGUCCAGAAGAUGGAAGAGGAGGACAGAGCAGAGUCUGCAGGAUCCAGCUGUCUGUCUAUGAAGAGUGACUUGUCCAAAGAUGAACCUCCAUACCUCAGUCCUGAACCUGGACCCUCAGACACAGGAUCCAGCUGUCUGUCUAUGAAGAGUGACUUGUCCAAAGAUGAACCUCCAUACUUCAGUCCUGAACCUGGACCCUCAGACACAGGAUCCAGCUGUCUGUCUAUGAAGAGUGACUUGUCCAAAGAUGAACCUCCAUACUUCAGUCCUGAACCUGGACCCUCAGACACAGGAUCCAGCUGUCUGUCUAUGAAGAGUGACUUGUCCAAAGAUGAACCUCCAUACUUCAGUCCUGAACCUGGACCCUCAGACACAGGAUCCAGCUGUCUGUCUAUGAAGAGUGACUUGUCCAAAGAUGAACCUCCAUACUUCAGUCCUGAACCUGGACCCUCAGACACAAAAGAGAGGAAGAGGAGUCAUGUUUCUGUGGAGGAGCAGCCGUCCUGCUGUGCUUUGUGUCAGGACGUCCUGAAGGAUCCAGUCUCUACCAGCUGUGGACACUGGUUCUGCAGACGGUGCAUCACCUCAUACUGGGACCAGUCUGCUUCAUCAGGACACUCCUCCUGUCCCCAGUGUGGAGAAAGAUCCAGAACUUCUGUGACAGUGGAUGGCAGUCUGCAGGAGGUUUUAGAUGAACAUAAGAUCAGUCUGAGGAGGAGAUGUGAACGUGUGACUGAAGGAAGUGAUGAAACAGGAAGUGGAACCCUCCUCAACAGGAUCUACACUGAGCUCUACAUCACAGAGGGACAGAGUGAAGAGGUUAAUACCCAGCAUGAGGUGAGGCAGCUUGAGACAGCUUCCAAGAAGAAGACCCUCCAUGACACUCCAAUCAGGUGCCAGGACAUCUUUAAAGCCUUACCUGGCCAACAGAGAGCCAUCAGAGUGGUUCUGACCAACGGCGUCGCUGGCGUUGGAAAAACCUUCUCGGUGCAGAAGUUCACUCUGGACUGGGCAGAGGGCUCGGAAAACCAAGAUGUCGGUCUGCUGGUUCUGCUCUCGUUCAGGGAGCUGAACUUGAUCAAAGAUGAGCGGCACAGUCUCCUCACGCUGCUCCAUGUUUUCCAUCCAACAUUACAGAAGGUCCCAGCAGAGAAGCUCGCCGUCUGGAAACUGUUGUUCAUCUUUGACGGCCUGGAUGAAAGCAGACUUUCAUUGGAUUUCAACAACAGUGAGGUUGUGUCUGAUGUCACAGAGAAGUCAUCAGUCAACCUGCUGCUGACAAACCUCAUCGAGGGGAAUCUGCUUCCCUCGGCGCUCGUCUGGAUAACUUCCAGACCUGCGGCGGCCAAUCAGAUCCCUCCUUCGUGUGUUGGCAGGGUAACAGAAGUACGAGGCUUCACUGACGCCCAGAAGGAGGAGUACUUCAGGAGGAGAGUCAGUGAUGAAGAGCUGUCCAGCAGAAUCAUCUCACACAUCAAGACCUCCAGGAGCCUCCACAUCAUGUGUCAGAUCCCAGUCUUCUGCUGGAUCACUGCUACAGUUCUGGAGCACAUGUUGACUACAGAGCAGAGAGGAGAGCUGCCCAAGACCCUGACUGACCUGUACUCACACUUCCUGCUGGUUCAGAUAAAGAAGAAGAAGCAGAAGUACGAUGAGGGACAUGAGACGAGUCCACAGGAGCUGACGGAGGCUGACAGGGAGGUUCUUCUGAAGCUGGGGAGGCUGGCGUUUGAACAGCUGGAGAAAGGAAACAUCAUGUUCUACCAAGAAGACCUGGAGCAGUGUGGUCUUGAUGUCACAGAGGCCUCGGUGUACUCAGGAGUUUGUACAGAGAUCUUCAAAAGAGAGAGUGUGAUCUUCCAGAAAACAGUCUACUGCUUUGUUCAUCUGAGCGUUCAGGAGUUUCUGGCUGCAGUCUACAUGUUCCACUGUUACACCAGCAGGAACAAAAAGGGACUGGAGGACUUCCUGAGGAAAGACUGGGACAGUGAUUCAUUCAUUGAUGAAGACGAAGAUGAAGAUGAAGACAAAGAUGAACACGAUGAUGAAGACGACGGCGACGACAGACGGGAUAAUGACAAUGAUUCAUCCCUGGAUGUCUUCCUGAGGCGUUCCAUGGAGAAAUCUCUCCUAAGUAAAAAUGGCCACCUGGACCUGUUUGUUCGCUUCCUUCAUGGCCUCUCUCUGGAGUCCAACCAGAGACUCUUAGGAGACCUGCUGGGUCGGACAGACAACAGUCCAAAAAUCCUCCAGAGAGCCAUCAACAACCUGAAGGAGAUGAACAUGUACAUGAUCUCUCCUGACAGAAGCAUCAACAUCUUCCACUGUCUGACGGAGAUGAACGACCACUCAGUACAUCAGGAGAUCCAAGAGUUCCUGAAGUCAGAGAACAGAUCAGAGAAGGAACUCUCUGAGUUCCACUGCUCAGCUCUGGCCUACAUGCUGCAGAUGUCAGAGGAGGUUCUGGAUGAGUUGGACUUGAAGAAGUACAACACAUCAGAUGAGGGACGACAGAGACUGAUUCCAGCUGUGAGGAACUGCAGAAAGGCUCAACUUUUCGACUGUGGACUCUCAGAGACUCACUGUGAAGUCAUGGCCUCAGCUCUGAAGUCCAACCCCUCCCAUCUGAGAGAGCUGGACCUGAGUAAAAACUAUCUGGAGGAUUCAGGAGUGAAGCUGCUGUCUGCUGGACUGGAGAGUCCAAACUGUAGACUGGAGACUCUGAGAUUGAGGGGCUGCAGGUUGUCAGAGAUCAGCUGUGCUUCUCUGGCCUCAGCUCUGAAGUCCAACCCCUCCCAUCUGAGAGAGCUGGACCUGAGUGACAACAAGCUGCAGGAUUCAGGAGUGAAGCUGCUGUGUGGUUUUCUGGAGAGUCCACACUGCAGACUGGAGACUCUGAGAUUGUGGGGGUGCAGUUUGUCAGAGAUCAGCUGUGCUUCUCUGGCCUCAGCUCUGAAGUCCAACCCCUCCCAUCUGAGAGAGCUGGACAUGAGUGACAACAAGCUGCAGGAUUCAGGAGUGAAGCUGCUGUGUGGUUUUCUGGAGAGUCCAUACUGCAGACUGGAGACUCUGAGGUUGAGUUACUGCUGUUUGUCAGAGAUCAGCUGUGCUUCUCUGGCCUCAGCUCUGAAGUCCAACCCCUCCCAUCUGAGAGAGCUGGACCUGAGUGACAACGAGCUGCAGGAUUCAGGAGUGAAGCUGCUGUGUGGUUUUCUGGAGAGUCCACACUGCAGACUGGAGACUUUGAGAUUGGACAGCUGCAGUUUGUCAGAGAUCAGCUGUGCUUCUCUGGCCUCAGCUCUGAAAUCCAACCCAUCCCACCUGAGAGAGCUGGACAUGAGUAACAACAAGCUGCAGGAUUCAGGAGUGAAGCUGCUGUGUGGUUUUCUGGAGAGUCCACACUGCAGACUGGAGACUCUGAGUUUGAGGUGGUGCAGUUUGUCAGAGAUCAGCUUUGCUUCUCUGGGCUCAGCUCUGAAGUCCAACCCCUCCCAUCUGAGAGAGCUGCAGCUGAUCUACAAUGAGCUGCAGGAUUCAGGACUGGAGGUGAUCUCUGUCAGAGUGUGA
This is a messenger RNA of Micropterus salmoides (largemouth bass), 5561 nucleotides long. RefSeq names its product NACHT, LRR and PYD domains-containing protein 12-like. The transcript is spliced from 12 exons. The record is from RefSeq and is a predicted model, not a curated record. The coding region runs from base 2004 to 5561 and encodes 1185 amino acids. Gene Ontology annotation, molecular function: protein binding. NCBI's taxonomy places the organism in Eukaryota, Metazoa, Chordata, Actinopteri, Centrarchiformes, Centrarchidae.